AAGAAGCUUAGCGGGUGACGCCAGUCAGUUAGACGAAAUGGAGAGUUCUGGUAGCGCCAUUACAGCAGUGUUGUACAAUUAAUUCGUGCUAAAAGCGAUAGACGCGACGCUUUUUCCCGCUUCUUACCGACGCUCGGCGUCAUUUCAUCGGUUCGUGGCUAGAACCGAGAAAGAUAAUUCGAGUUUAAUAUUGAACUAUUAUUCAAGAAUACGUGGACGUAAUAAAAAGGUGGAACGGAAGAGGAAGAAGAAGAAGAAGAGAAGGUGGAGGAGGAGGAGAAGAAGAAAAAAAGAAAGAAGGAGUAAAAAAGAAGAAAAAUUAAAAGAGGGAGAAUAAGGAUUACAUUGAAAGGUGGGAUAUCGGUGUAUCUCGGUUACGUAGUGUAUGUGUGUGCGUGUGUGUGAUUAGUAUUGUAGUAGUGUGGAAGGUGGCGGUGACCGGUGACGAACUAUCACCGAGGGCACGUUUUACAAGCUUUUCGCUGAUAUAACUCGGCAACGUUGGAUAUAUUGUACAGCAGCAGCAGCAACAGCAACGUGCGAGGGAGGACGCGCCACGAAGCGCCAAUAACUGAACUAGGCUACAACACACCUACCGAGACUUUGAACGAAAAAGAUCAAAACAAAAUAUAAUUAAAUAUCAAAGGAUAAUAUAAUAAUGGAGAAUAGACCAACGCCGUUACGUUCGAGACGGGUAUGCAGAUUCUGCCUAACCGAGACCGAACCUUUAAGCUUCAUUUUCGACAGGGAUCACAAAAAACCUUUCCAUGUACCGCUCACCUUGCAGAUCAUGUCCUGCGUUGCCAUCGAGGUUUAUGCUGCAGAUGGAAUGCCGCAGAUGAUAUGCAACCUGUGCAGAUGGAAUUUAGAUCGUUCGUACAAGUUUAAAUCUCAAUGUAAAAAAGCGGACGAAGCUUUAAGGGCAUACCCUUUGUCGGGUGUCUUACCACGACCAUUCCCACCAAUAUCCAAUGAACCACCAGAAAGUGGAACGAAGAGAGUAUGCGAUCAGAGAACGCAAAAUGAGAAUACAAAGAAGCCACGCGUUGACAACGGUGACAGAGAAAGACGAGAGAACAGAGAACGUGACCGAGAUAGGGAGAGAGAAAGAGGGGAAAGGGGGGAAAGAGAGAGAGAAAGGGAAAGGGAAAGGGACAGAGACAGGGAGCGCGAAAGGCAAUCGGACAAACGGGAAAAGAGUGAUACUCGUCAUGAUUUUUACGAAGAGGAUCAAGAUGCUGGCAGCGAGGACGAACAAGAGACGAAUGAUUCGAAAGAGGAACGUCCUAAAUUAGAACCCGGUGAGAUUAGGGUUCAUGCUUGCGAUCAAUGCGAACGUACAUUUCCGUUACGACAAUCGCUUGUUGUACACAUUCACCGUGCCCAUCGCGAUCGUAAUUACAAGUGUACCGAAUGCGAUCGUAUGUUUUUCUCUAAAUACGAUUUGGGCAAGCACAUGGCUACGCAUUCCGAGGAGAAACCAUUCUCUUGUCAAGUAUGCAACAAACAAUUUUCACGAAUGAGUUUGCUACAACGGCACGAAAAAUCGCAUCGCGACGAGUUGCGUUUCGCGUGCACGCACUGCGACGUAGAAUUCUUUACGAGCGAGGAAUUGCAAAAGCACGAGGAUGCCGUACAUAAGAAAGAGAAACCCUACCAAUGUAAUAUCUGUAACAAACGAUUCUCUUACAAGCAGGGAUUGGAGCGCCACGAGAUGAUGCACAGCGAGGAUAAGACGUUCGUUUGCGAGUACUGCAAAGAAGCUUUCCGCACUAGUACGAAAUUGGCGCGCCAUUUGACGACUCAUGCAGGACACAGGCCGUAUCUUUGCAAACUCUGUCCACGUUCUUUCCUUUUGUCCCAUCAUCUUACCAGACACAUGCGCUCACAUUCCGUGGAAAAACGUCACGUUUGCGAGGAUUGCGGUAAAGCAUUUAAACGCAAGGAAAGUUUGGAGGUACAUCUUUUGACGCACACCAAACGCACGGGUAUGGGAUUGACUUGUGACGUUUGUAAGCAAUCCUGUCGUAAUCGGGCGGAUUAUGUCACCCAUAUAAAACAGCAUAUCGAGGCUGGAGAAAAAAUGGGACCGGAUGGUCUGGAACCGGAUAAUAAGGUUAAAAUGGAUUCGGAAGAAGAGCAGGAGGAAGAAGAACAAUAUUCUGAUGGGGAUGACGAUUACGAGCCACCAGCUUAUGUCAUUAAGAAACUUCCGAAAGGUAAGCCUACCGAGAGCGAAGAAGAAGCUGAGAGAGCUGACAAAGAGGAUCGUAAAGAGCAAGUCGUUUAUGUAAGAGGAAAAGAUGGUAAUAUGGUGAAAAAGACGAUAAAAACGUUGAUGCCUGUUCAACGCAGAGAAAUUCAGGAAACAAAAUCUAGCAAUACUCCGUCGACUGUAAAGACAUCGUCGUCGUCGUCGUCGUCGUCUCAAUCAAAAGACGAGACGCAAAAGACUCGAGUCGACGAUACGGAAGCACAAGUACAAAAGAUCGUGGCUUCUGUCUUUAAAGAACAUAAAAUCCCUCUAAAGCAUCAAAAUGUUCAGGAAAUUGCUAAAGACGGCACUCCUUCUUCCAGUGGUCAAACUAUUAAAUCUCAAUCAUUGUCGCAGAAUUCACAAGGACAAGUAGUUUGUAAGGAUGAAAAAGUAGAUCUGUCGUCGAUCGGUGGGUCUUCGAAAUCGAUUAACACGGUGAAAGUUAUCAAGAGAAUCGUUAUGAGAAAGUCUAAUACUGGUACGGAUACGUCGUCGUCGUCGGUUACAACAGUAGCACCUAAAGAAGAAGUUCCGAACCUCUUAGCUCAAACGUUACCUGCUGGUGGUGGACACAAGGUUACGAAACGAGUGAUAGUUCGUAGAAUUAUUCGUCAAGGGGAUACCACGAGAGAAGUUAUCAUGAAUCCAGAUGGUACGAUAAUCGAUCCAGCCGAGUUAGCUAAACUUCCUACUGGUAAUGUUGUCAAAAGAGUGAUCGUUAAGAAGCCAUUGGAUAAAACUUCAGGAUUGGUACAGGCUGUACUUCAAUCUUCUGCAGAUACUCGACCAACGACUACAUUGAAAACUAAUGAAUCCUUAUCACUGGAAUCGCCUAAGUUUGAGCUGAAAACAUCUCAAUUUUCCAACAUGUCAACGUCCACACCGAAGACAACGACAGAACAGAAAAUGAGUGAAUUGACGAAAGGCGAUCAAGAGACUAAAGAAAAGUUGGAACAAUUGGAGAAACGAGUAGAACAGCAACGAUUGAAGAUCGAGGAACUUCAAGCACGAAAGCAACAAGAAUAUGAACCGAUAGAUGAGAUGUUGCCGGAACGACACGAUGAGUCGGAAGACGAACAACAAUUACCAUUGAAGAGGGUAUUCGUUAAAAGGAAACAAAGUAUUUAUGAUGAGGAACAAGAAUAUAAUGAUGACAAACCAAUCAUAUUUGGUGUAUUACCCGAAAAAGAGAAUCAACAGGAACAACAGCAGCAGCAGGAGCAACCCGAAGUUAAGGAAGAUAAUCAAGAAAAUGUCCAAAAGUUAGAGGUCACGACAAUAACCACGACAGCAGAUGGCAUACAAAUUGAAGUCCCUUCCCUAUCUACAACAGUUACUGCUUUAACACCAAUAACACCGACUACAACGGCAUUGGUCCUUGCCGCUCCUGUUAGUGUAUCAAGGAAAGAAAACAGACAAGGCAUUGUGUCAAGCUCUAAAGUAUAUGGAAACAAAAAGAUUAUAGUCUUAAAAUCCGAAGAUACUACCGACGUGGAUGAAAUGAAUCGUGAACUUAGCAGCAUCCUUGAUUCGGCUGAUACGGUAGCCAAAAUUCAAGAAACAGUAUUAACUAAUCUCACACAGAUUUCUUCAUCGGUUGGUGAAAAUUCGCAAAAGAUUUAUACGGAAAAAUUGAAACAACCGCAUAUUGUUGCAUCUACGUCAAUAGACGUUGACGAGAAACCCUCGGUGGUGGUAGAAGAAACAGUUAACGAAAAGGAACAGGAAAACAACUUGAAGAUUCAAGGAGUUGUUUCUAUGGAUGUUUUAGAUACCCAAGUGAUAGAAUUCAAAACGGAUUUAGAACAAACCAAUGAACAAAUCAUUGAACAAGAUGAAAAUCAAGAAUCUAACUUAGCCUUGGAUACCCAAGAUCUUUCAGAGUCUACGGAUAUUUUUGAACCGUCGGACAACGUCUUAGACGUUCAGAAAAAUGACAAUACGUUAGAGGAUUCGGUUAUUGAGUUACAUCACGAGAAUGAUACUAUUAAUUUGAACGAUACCAAUGAUAGUCAAGACAGUCUUGAAGAUAAGCUUUCACAAAUGGAAGGUUAAAUUUUAGUAAAGGUGUUCGUCCAACGACCCUGAUUCUUCUAUUUUAAGUGCAUCUUAAAGAAGUUUUAGAUGUACGUUUUAGUUACGAGUCGAGAAUUAUUCAUUUGAAAAUUAAGUAUCUUGAUAUAUUAUCUCAUACACAAACACAUACACAUACAGUCUAUUCAUACGUUUCAUUCAUUCUUUAGAGCUAUAAUCUUGCAAUGGAAACAAUCUAUUUACAUUGAUGCACCGAUCAAAUGAUUAUGUUUUAAUUUUUUUCACACACUAUGCAUGGUUCAUUUUUCUUCCUAUUUUUAUGAAAGAAAAUAUCUCCCAGAAAUAUUCUACCUAUCCGCCCCCUCCCCUUCCCUCCUCUAAUCCAAAAAAAUAAGAAAAAUUAAAAUUACAAGUUUCAAGUAGUAAGACGUGCAUAUUAGCAAUUUGUUAAAUAUAAUUUACAGCUGUGUUGCUAAAUACAAGAUUACAAUGGAUUAGUUUUGUGGUUAUUUACGAUUAAAAGAUAAUCGUAAUAAGACGAAAUGAUAAUAUUGACAUUUUAACAAGCAGUCACGAUUAUUCAAAAAAAUUAUGAAAUCUAAGGUGGUGCAUAUACAUAUUAAGAAUUGUUUUAAGAAUAUUUGUAAUUAUCUAUCCAGAUGAAAACAAAAUUUAUGGCAUACGUACUAGUAAAAUAUGUUGUACAUGCUAAACA
Polistes canadensis is the source of this 5006-nucleotide messenger RNA. RefSeq lists its product as uncharacterized. Gene Ontology annotation, cellular component: nucleus. Gene Ontology annotation, biological process: regulation of transcription by RNA polymerase II. The record is from RefSeq and is a predicted model, not a curated record. The transcript has 3 exons. Gene Ontology annotation, molecular function: zinc ion binding; RNA polymerase II cis-regulatory region sequence-specific DNA binding; DNA-binding transcription factor activity. NCBI's taxonomy places the organism in Eukaryota, Metazoa, Arthropoda, Insecta, Hymenoptera, Vespidae. Bases 659 to 4312 code for a protein of 1217 amino acids.